AUGAACUCAAGCUGUGCUGCAGGCUGUUUAGACGACGCCCAACCCCCCAUUAAAAUAAGUUUCAUGAAGCUCUAUCAAUGGCCACAAGCAGAUGCAGAGUUUUUGAAACUUAUUAGCAUGAAUGAGCAAAACUCUUCUUCUGGAAGACGAAGCGUCCAUGAUAGCUUUAUAAGCAGGCAGAGAUACCUCAGAAGUUACACUUUCUGCAAGAAUGAAACCGUUGCAGACAAAACGAAGAAGUGGGUUAAGGCGAAGGAAAAGAUGAAGAGGAAAGCAAAAGACCGCCGCUCAGCUGGUACUAGUUCUUGUUCUGUUUUUGAAGUUGUUUUCAAGCUUUUGUUUUCAUGUGUGGUCAAAGUAGAUGUUCUUGAGUUCUGA
This is a messenger RNA of Nelumbo nucifera (sacred lotus), 378 nucleotides long. The record is from RefSeq and is a predicted model, not a curated record. Lineage: Eukaryota; Viridiplantae; Streptophyta; Magnoliopsida; Proteales; Nelumbonaceae.